CGGCCGGAGGCGAAGGAGGUCCACGAACAGCCCGCCACACUCCAGGUCCCAACACCCGAAGCCAUGAAGCUGUGGACGACGCUGGCGCUGUGCGGCGUGGCGGUGCAGCUCAGCCUCCUCGCCGUGGACGUGUCCGAGGCCCGGCCCCAGGAGGCGCCCUUCGAGCUGCCCGUCCAGCUCAUCGGCUUCCCCGUCAUCAUCAUGGCCGUGCGCGUGUCCAACUUCGUCAAGAAGCUGGCCUACUCGCUCAACCCCAGCACGUACCGGUCGCGGACGCGGCGCGGCGCCAUCGCCGGCCCCGAGCAGGACGUCCCCGACCUGGACCCCGCGGCCGUGGAGAAGCGGCUGGUGCGGGAGAUGGGCGAGUCGGUGUGCGUGUACGAGCACGUGUGUAGGGACUACGCGGAACGCGCCAGGCUGCUGGGCGCGCGCAACCACGCGCUGGACUGGCCCAAGCUCAUCAGCAACUACAACGCGUCCCCGGAGAGCAGGAAGCAGUUCUACCUUCUGAGCGUGUUCCUCGGCGACAUCGUGGGCUCCCCCAACUUGUGCCACCAGCUUGCCAAGCGGGGCCGCGCCUGCAAGUGAGCGGCCGAGCGGCCGUGGCCCCCCUCGAGGGCUGCCCACCGAGGCGGCAACCCUAGCCGUCCACGCGGCGGUCGGCAACCCUAGCGCGUCCCGCGUGCUGGCGGGCAGCCCCUCGCCGGGGCCGAAGACAAGCCAUAUUGUGAUAAAGUCGCGGCCGCUUAGGCUGGCCACGCUGCGCCCGGCUGCCCGGUUGGUAGGGUUGCCACCUGGCCGCUCGCUAGGUUGGUAGAGUUGGCACUAGCCGGCUGCUCGGUUGGUAAGGUUGCCACCACCAGCUUCCCCAGCCAGUUGGUUUGGAUAUCACCAGCUGAGGGUUGCCACCAGCCGGCGCGAGGCGUUUGUCAGGUUGCCAUCCAGCCCGCCGGGAACUGCUCGCUGGGAGACGAUGGUGCGAUGAGCUAUAGUCAAGUAGAAAAUCAAAACCCUGAGGGUGAGGUAUCCGCGACAGGGCAGAGAAUGUGUCAAGGAUUUCAUUAAUAAUUUCUCUGUGGAUCUGAGAACCUUGCCCGCUUAGAUGAAACUUAAGAAGAUCCGCCUCUCAUAGUGUUGAGGCGUUAACUGUACAAACGCUAAGAAUUAUAAGCGACUUUCUAAAUAGGUCAUCCGGUGACGAAUAGGUGACGUACUGUCUGUUAUGCCGCGAUAGUGACGUCAUGGAGGCGGCAAACGGAUCUCUGGUUUGACGUCAUCAUGGCUUGCAUCGGUGCUGACUGUACAAAACUUCGGGAAUUUCACGAGUCUGUACGUAAGUGUGUGAAUUGUUACUGAAUAAAUCAUUGUUACCUA
This is a messenger RNA of Thrips palmi, 1374 nucleotides long. RefSeq lists its product as uncharacterized. The coding region runs from base 64 to 588 and encodes 174 amino acids. NCBI's taxonomy places the organism in Eukaryota, Metazoa, Arthropoda, Insecta, Thysanoptera, Thripidae. The record is from RefSeq and is a predicted model, not a curated record. The transcript is spliced from 4 exons.